Molecule: messenger RNA, 777 nt
Organism: Talaromyces amestolkiae
Lineage: Eukaryota; Fungi; Ascomycota; Eurotiomycetes; Eurotiales; Trichocomaceae
Exons: 1
Coding region: 1-777 (258 amino acids)
Molecular function (GO): oxidoreductase activity
Source: RefSeq, a predicted model, not a curated record
AUGGCAACUACCAUAAGCAAACUCGCCGGCAAGAAUAUCUUGCUCAUCGGCGGGACAUCAGGCAUUGGCUUCGCUGUCGCCCAAAAAGCACUUCAGGAAGGCGCGCACAUCACCAUUAGCUCCUCAUCCAAGGACAAAAUCGCCAACGCCGUUGAGAGACUUCGAGUAAGUUCACCAGAAAACGCAUCAAACGUGAGAAGUUAUGCAGCGGACCUUUCUGUCAAAGACCAAAUCGAGGCAAACGUCGAGGGACUACUCCAAUUUACUGCCAAGGACUCUACAAUCGAUCAUGUAGUCUUCACGGCGGGAAAUGUGCCGCCCAUGGCACCGCUCGCGGAAUCAAGCUUCGAGCAUGUAGAUGCUUUCCUAACUGUGCGGUUUUAUGGCGCCUUAGCGAUUGGAAAGUAUGCACACAAGUACAUAACACCGGCCAAAACAUCGUCGAUUACGUUUACUACUGGCUCGCAGGCCCGCAAGCCUAUUUCGUGGCUACCGCCGAUCAUCAGCAAUGCCGUCGAGGGCCUAAUGAAAGGUCUAGCUGUCACUUUGGCACCGGUACGCGUUAACGUUGUUGCGCCUGGGUUUAUUAUCACGGAACUUUUGGAGAAACUGCCAAAGGAAAUGGCGCAUGCUGGUGCUGAAAGGGCAAAGGCGAAGUCGUUAACGCAGGAUAAUGGGUCGCCGGAUGAUACUUCGGAGGCGUAUUUGUACUUUAUGAAGGAUACUUUUGUGACAGGGGUUGUGCUGGAUACGAAUGGUGGUGUGUUUUUCUCUUGA